UGGUUUUUCAUAUUAACACAUUGUCAGCACAUGUUUUAUAGCAACACAGCAAUUUCGUAAAAAGUGUGAUAGUUUCCUUAAAUAAAAUGCGUCGUUUGAAAAAGUAUCAAUCCGGAGAAGCAGCAAAAUAUAUUACACGCCGCGCGGCUUUGCGUAAGUUACAAUUAUCGUUAAACGAUUUUCGCCGCCUGUGUAUAAUCAAAGGUGUUUAUCCACGUGAACCUAAACAUCGUAGAAGGGCACAAAAGGGGUCUUCUGAUAUUAAAAUACUUUACCACGCGAAAGAUAUACGGUUUCUGCUUCAUGAACCUAUUGUUUGGACACUAAGAGAUUACAAGAUUUUUGCAAAGAAAACGGGGAGAGACCGCGCUGUAAAGGAUUUUCGUAAUUUAAAGCGGCGCUUGGCUUUAUUUCCAGAAUUGAGAAUAGAUCAUAUUGUAAAGGAACGAUAUCCAACGUUUGUUGAUGCAAUUAAAGACCUCGAUGAUUGCUUAACGUUACUUUUUCUAUUCAGCACAUUUCCUUCAUUACGUUUAAUUCCACGGGAGCAAUCGUUUCUAUGUAGACGACUUACCAUAGAAUUUUUACAUUAUAUUAUCAGUUCGAAAUCAAUUCGUAAUGUUUUCAUAUCGAUUAAAGGAUUUUAUUUUCAAGCGGAUAUUAAAGGACAAAAAGUUACAUGGAUUAUGCCACAUCAUUAUCCUUUUAAGCCUCAUUCCAAAGCAGAAGUGGAUUUUAAAGUUAUGUCGAUUUUCGUGGAAUUUUAUACAAUAAUGCUUGGAUUCGUAAAUUAUCGCCUCUACCAUAGUGCAGGAUAUACUUACCCACCUCAAUUUCGUUCAGAAAUACAUAAUGAUUCGCAAGAUAAUUAUAAAGACGAAUUAUCAUAUGUUUCAGAUCGUAUUGCGACGCUUAAUUCUGAUUUGAUAUCCACCGAAAAUGAGUUAGAAGACGAAAUUGAGAAUAUUGACCUAGAUUUAGUUGAACAGGGUCAAAGUUCAAAUCGUAUAAUGCUAUUGAAAAAGGAAGCAAAGGAACUUACAAAACUACGCUCACUUUUUAAAGGUUUAAAGUUUUAUAUCAAUAGAGAGGUACCCCGAGAACCCAUAGUAAUAUUAAUAAGAUCGUUUGGAGGCAAAGUUUCUUGGGACUGCACAGCGUUUGUUGGAGCCACUUAUAACGAAAGCGAUGAAACUAUUACUCAUCAAAUCGUCGACAGAACAAUCCUAAGUAAAACAUAUAUAUCUCGUGAUUAUAUUCAACCACAGUGGGUCUUCGAUUGCGUUAAUAAGCGCACACUACUUCCAACGAACAGUUAUUUUUUAGGGGCUUUGUUACCACCUCAUUUAUCCCCAUUCGUUGACAGUAACCGAGAUUCUUAUGUUCCCCCCGAGGAAAAUGAAAGCAAAAAUGAAUCUGAUUUCAAUCAAAAGAAGUAUAUUAAAGUUAAUGCUGGGUUUUCAUUAACAGCAAAAGAAAUAAUAGACAGUCAAGCCAUGGAUGAUGAUCAAUUACAAAAAGCAUAUAUUGAAGAAAGAGCAGAUUUUGAGGAGUAUGAUCACAUCGAAAACGAAGAAGAGCAAAAUGACGAUAAUGUUGCUAAAGAGGAAAAGGAAAAACUUCGACACGAAAAAACGCUGUUCAUGAGUGUUCAGGUUGGUAAAAUCCAUAAAGAAAAUAAGAAGAUCCGUCGAAAGAAUGAAAUAGAUGAACACCGGUUACAAGCACGCAUGGUAAAGUCUCGUCAUCGCUCCCUUUUUAGGAAACUAGUACUAGAAAAACAAGUAAAAGAAAAGGAAAAAUGGUUGUUGAMAAAGAAACGUCGAAAUAUAGAAGCACAAAAAAUUUAACUAAUAUAGUUACAUAUAUACAUGUUUAAUGUACAGGGUGGCGCACUAUGGGAUAGCACACCAUCCCAUAUUAUGUCAUGUCAAAUUAACAGAAAAUUUAAGAAUAAAAAUAUCAAAAAUUA
This is a messenger RNA of Bactrocera latifrons, 1972 nucleotides long. RefSeq names its product pescadillo homolog. Bases 87 to 1850 code for a protein of 587 amino acids. The transcript is spliced from 5 exons. Lineage: Eukaryota; Metazoa; Arthropoda; Insecta; Diptera; Tephritidae. Gene Ontology annotation, cellular component: PeBoW complex; nucleolus. Gene Ontology annotation, molecular function: RNA binding. Gene Ontology annotation, biological process: maturation of LSU-rRNA from tricistronic rRNA transcript (SSU-rRNA, 5.8S rRNA, LSU-rRNA); ribosome biogenesis. The record is from RefSeq and is a predicted model, not a curated record.